Cebus imitator (Panamanian white-faced capuchin) is the source of this 3181-nucleotide messenger RNA. RefSeq names its product nuclear receptor subfamily 1 group I member 2 (gene NR1I2). Gene Ontology annotation, biological process: negative regulation of transcription by RNA polymerase II; cell differentiation; positive regulation of transcription by RNA polymerase II. Gene Ontology annotation, molecular function: zinc ion binding; nuclear receptor activity; RNA polymerase II cis-regulatory region sequence-specific DNA binding. The record is from RefSeq and is a predicted model, not a curated record. The transcript is spliced from 9 exons. Lineage: Eukaryota; Metazoa; Chordata; Mammalia; Primates; Cebidae. The coding region runs from base 718 to 1857 and encodes 379 amino acids.
AUCUAGGUUCCAAUUAACGUUGCCUCUAGUGGUAAAGGACAGAGACCCUCAGACUGAUGAAAUAGGCUCAGAAUUACUUAGACAAAGCAGAUAUUUGUCACUCUCUUCCCCUUCUCCUGUAUUUUACAGUGAAGUCAGCUGAACAAAAAACGUAGGGGAAUAUAAUGAGAGUAAAUACGGUAAUCUCUUCAUGUGCUAGUUCAAGCGCUGGACUUGGGACUUAGGAGUGGCAGUGGGGCCACUUAGAGCCCACAUCUGACUUUGACUGAAAUGUAGGUGAGAGACAAGAUUGUCUCAUAUCCGGGGAAAUCAUAACCCAUGACUAGGACGGGAAGAGGAAGCACUGCCUUUACUUCAGCGGGAGCCAAGUGUUCACAGUGAGAAAAGCAAGAGAAUAAGCUAAUACUCCUGUUCUGAACAAGGCAGCGGCUCCUCAGUAAAGCUACUCCUUGAUCGAUCCUUUGCUCCUGAUUGUUCAAAGUGGACCCCAGGGGAGAAGUUAGAGCAAAGAAGUUACCACCGCCAAGCAGUCCAAGAAACCCAGAAGCAAACCUGGAGGUGAGACCCAAAGAAAGCUGGAACCAUGCUGACUUUGUACACUGGAGGGACACAGAGUCUGUUCCUGGAAAGCCCACUGUCAAGGCAGAUGAGGAAGUUGGGGGUCCCCAAAUCUGCCGUGUAUGUGGGGACAAGGCCACUGGCUAUCACUUCAAUGUCAUGACAUGUGAAGGAUGCAAGGGCUUUUUCAGGAGGGCCAUGAAACGCAACUCCCGGCUGAGGUGCCCCUUCCGGAAGGGCGCCUGCGAGAUCACCCGGAAGACCCGGCGACAGUGUCAGGCCUGCCGCCUGCGCAAGUGCCUGGAGAGCGGCAUGAAGAAGGAGAUGAUCAUGUCUGACGUGGCUGUGGAGGAGAGGCGGGCCUUGAUCAAGAGGAAGAAAAGAGAACGGAUCGGGACUCAGCCACCGGAAAUGCAGGGGCUGACGGAAGUGCAGCGGAUGAUGAUCAGGGAGCUGAUGGAUGCUCAGAUGAAAACCUUUGACACUACCUUCUCCCAUUUCAAGAAUUUCCGGUUGCCAGGGGUGCUUAGCAGUGGCUGUGAGAUGCCAGAGUCUCUACAGGCCCCAUCGAGGGAAGAAGCUGCCAAAUGGAGCCAGGUCAGGAAAGAUCUGUGCUCUGUGAAGGUCUCUCUGCAGCUGCGGGGGGAGGAUGGCAGUGUCUGGAACUACAAACCCCCAGCCGACAAUGGCGGGAAAGAGAUCUUUUCCCUGCUGCCCCACAUGGCUGACAUGUCAACCUACAUGAUCAAAGGCAUCAUCAACUUUGCCAAAGUCAUCUCCUACUUCAGGGACUUGCCCAUUGAGGACCAGAUCUCCCUGCUGAAGGGGGCCACUUUUGAGCUGUGCCAACUGAGAUUCAACACGGUGUUCAACGCAGAGACUGGGACCUGGGAGUGUGGCCGGCUGUCCUACUGCUUGGAAGACACUGCAGGUGGCUUCCAGCAACUUCUACUGGAGCCCAUGCUGAAAUUCCACUAUAUGCUGAAGAAGCUGCAGCUGCAUGAGGAGGAGUAUGUGCUGAUGCAGGCCAUCUCCCUCUUCUCUCCAGACCGCCCAGGUGUGGUGCAGCACCAUGUGGUGGACCAGCUGCAGGAACAAUUUGCCAUUACCCUGAAGGCCUACAUUGAAUGCAAUCGGCCCCAGCCUGCCCACAGGUUCCUGUUCCUGAAGAUCAUGGCCAUGCUCACCGAGCUCCGCAGCAUCAAUGCCCAGCACACCCAGCGGCUGCUACGCAUCCAGGACAUACACCCCUUUGCUACGCCCCUCAUGCAGGAGUUGUUCAGCAUCACAGACAGCUGAGCGGCUGCCCUUGGGUGUCGCCUCCAAGGGGCAGCCAGACCCAGGGCCCUCUGAGCUGCCACUCCUGGGCCAAGACAGAUGGACACUGCUGAGAGCCGACAAUGCCCUGCUGAGCCUGCCUCCCCAGGGAACUCCUGCUAUGACAGCUGGCUAUCAUUCCUCAGAAAGGACAUGGAUAACCCCCCCACCCCUAGUUCAGUCUGCAGGGAGUGAAGCCAUAGACCCUUAUGUGGAGAGUGCACUGGCCUGUAGGUCACGACCGGCAGAGAGGCAAGGCUGCCGUUUUCUUCUAAAAGGCCCUGUGGUCUGGGAGAAAUCCCUCAGAUCCCACUAAAGUGUCAAGGUGUGGAAGGGGCGGCCAGGGCUGGGCCAUCUGGGGUCUAUGACCACAUACCCACGUUUGUUCGCUUCUUGAGUCUUUUCAUUGCUACCUCCAAUCGUCCUGUCUCCCACUUCCCACUCAUUCCCAAUCCCAGCCUCCUCUUCUGAGCUGCUUGGCGGGCUCCAGGCCUGUGCUCAUUGGCAGGUGCAUGAGUAUCUGUGGGAGUCCUCUAGAGAGAAGAGAAGCCAGAAGACCUGCACCAAAUGCCAAAAGCUUGGCAUGACCUCAUUCUGGCCACAUCAUUCUGUAUCUCUGCAACCAUUUGAACACAUUAUUAAGCACCAACAAUAGGUAGCCUGCUGUGGGGUAUACAAUGUUGACUCAGAUAUAGAUCCUGAGCUCACAGAGUUUAUAGUUAAAAAAAACAAAAAAAACAAAAACAAAACAGAAACACAAAUAACUUGGAUCAAAAGGAAAAAUGAUAAAUGACAAAAGCAGCAUAAGGAAUUUCCUUGUGGAUGCUGAGCUGUGAUGACAGAUACCGGGAACCCAAGUAAGGUUCCCGAGGACAGGAGUUUGUGGGAGUAAGGGCACAAACUUUGGCUGUGGGUGCGGAUGUGUGAUUUGGUGUAGGUAGGUCUGUUCCCCAUCUAAUGGGGCCUGGGUUUGUUCCUGGGGCUGGAAUGCUGGGUAUGCUCUGUGACAAGGUUACGCUGACAGUCAAACAUACCUGAGAAGAAUAAUUUGCAUGCACCUUAUAUUUCUAUGUACACAUCUAUUCUCCAAGCUAAAGGGUAUGAAAGUGCCUGCCUUAUUUAUAGCCACUUUGAGUAAUUUUUUUUUUUUUGCAUUUUCACAAAUUAUACUUUAUAUAAGGCAUUCCACACUUAAGAACUAGUUUUGGCAAAUGUGGUCCUGGGUUUAAUGUCAAAUUAAGGCAAGAGAAAUUAAAUAAUGAACUUUAGGCUAGAGAGGUAAACUUUUUUGGCCUUCUUUUCUGGG